Molecule: messenger RNA, 1220 nt
Organism: Uloborus diversus
Lineage: Eukaryota; Metazoa; Arthropoda; Arachnida; Araneae; Uloboridae
Product: peptidyl-prolyl cis-trans isomerase FKBP4-like
Molecular function (GO): peptidyl-prolyl cis-trans isomerase activity; protein binding
Source: RefSeq, a predicted model, not a curated record
GCGUCUGUCUCUCUGUCUGUGGUUGCACGCUUUCCCUUGCCGGCAUCUAAAGGAACUUUCUGGAAAGAUUUUUCCUGUAUUGAAAUCACAAAUCCAUUCUUAUAUACAUGUGAGUGCCAUAGAAUACCCUUCUAUAGUCCAUUAUGAGUGAGACGGAAGCAAUGGAGUGUAAGGAAAAUGAAUAUGUUCCUGGUCCUAAUGCUGUUGAUGUUUCACCUAAUCAUGAUGGUGGUGUGUUAAAGACUGUAAAUACUGCUGGUAUAGGUGAUGCUGGUCCAUCCAAAGGCGACAAAGUUAUUGUUCAUUACACUGGAAAACUAACAGAUGGCACGAAAUUCGACUCUAGUGUUGAUCGUGGUGAACCUUUUGAAUUUACUCUUGGAAAAGGUCAAGUCAUCAAAGCAUGGGAUAUCGGUGUUGCUACCAUGAAGAAAGGAGAGAAAAGUACAUUGUUUUGCCUUCCUGACUAUGCAUAUGGCCAAAAAGGGAGCCCUCCUAAUAUUCCCGAAAAUGCAACCUUAGUAUUUGAUGUUGAAUUAAUUGAUUGGAAAAUGGAGGAUCUUAGUCCUAAUAAUGAUGAAAGUAUCUUGAGGUCCCUAAUUAAAGAAGGACAAGGGUAUUUAACACCUAAUGAAGGAUCUGUAGUUGAAGUGCAUUAUGUUGGAAAAUUCCAAGACAAAGUGUUUGAAACACAAGAUGUCAAAUUUGUGAUUGGUGAACCAUUUGAAGAAAAUGUUAUUGAAGGUCUAGAUAUAGCUCUGCAAAAAUUUAAAAAAGGGGAAACGUCUAAAAUAAUUGUAGCUCCUAAAUAUGCAUUUGGUGACAAAGGAAAUCAAGAACUCAAUAUACCACCCAAUAGCACUGUUGAAUAUGAAGUUACUCUUGAAUCUUUUGAAAAGGAAAAGGAAUCUUGGAACAUGACAUCAGAAGAAAAACUUGAGCAAUCAGAAAUGGCAAAAAACAAAGGAACAAGUUAUUUUAAGAAUGAAAAAUAUGAAAUGGCUUCAAAAAAGUAUCAAAAAAUUGUUGAUUAUCUACAAAAUGAGUCUGAAUUGACGGGAGAUCAAAAGGAUAAGAAACAAGCUCUACUGCUGGCAGGAUAUCUUAAUCUAGCUGCAUGUUUCUUAAAACUAGGAAAACACCAAGAAGUCAUAGAGAAUUGUGAUAAAGCAUUGGAAAUAGAUUCCAAAAGUGUUAAAGGGCUCUUUAGGAAAGGACAG